UUUUUUAGCGUGUGAAAUAAAGUCUUUCUUUCUUUAUCACCUCGUAGUAGUUCUUAAUUUAUAGGUUCAAAUACCUAACUGCCAACCUCCUUACACCUCAUUAAAUAAUACCUAAACAUUUUGCAUAAAUCCAAGUGGCCUGCAACAAUAUCUGACAGCGUCACUAGUACUAAAUGGCAGUUUUAGAUAUAACCUAUACCUAGAUUUCAAUUAAUUUUGAGUAAUCAUUUUAGUUGACCGUAUUAAGAACAAGAUAAUGCAUUCAGUUGGGUUGCCCCGGACAUGUCUCGGCUUUACAAAUAUAUUUUCCUUCAUGUGUGGUCUGGUCGCGUUCAUAAUUUGCCUUUGGUGCGCCGUCAAUACAGAAUUCUUCCAGGAUGUGAACUCUUCAGUGGCCAGUGUUUCCACCGUCAAUUCUAUCGCUAAAUUCGUAAAUUUGAAACUAUGGUUGACCCCUCUAACGUCGGUGCUGAUACCGAUAGCCGCGCUCGCUAUGAUGACGUCAUGCUGCGGAGUGCUGGGCGCUGGCUGCAGGGUGAAAUGCGCCAUGAAAUCGUACAUAUUCCUCGUCAGUACAAUGACAUUCAUCUCGUUUUGGAUAUUCUUCAUAUCAGGAAUUUAUAACAUUUACACUAAAAACGAGAGUACUCGGAAAUACAUGCAGACGUCUAUAGAAAAAUAUUACGGAAAAGAAAACGAUUUUAUCACUUUCAUAUGGGACUACGUGAUGAUAGAACAUGAGUGCUGCGGAGCUGUUAAUUAUAGAGACUUUAUGAUAUCGAAGUGGCAGACCGCGAAUCCUUCGAAAAUGUACCCGAUCCAGUGCUGCAAGCUGGCUAACGUGACCAGUUUGGAGCCGGUCUCGCCAAACUGCUCGCUGAUCCUCGACCCAGACAUGCUGACUCACAAGGACGUCGGCUGCUUCGAAGCGCUGCAUUCAGCGAUAGUCAUGAAUAAAGGGACAAUUAUAUUCUAUAUCGUCUCGUUGGGAUUGUUUUACAUGGUUGUAAUACUAUUUGCAUACUGUAUAUUGCGAGGGGAGCCGCUAUUGGGAGCGAUGGCGGGUAGAUUUACAGACUUGCUGCCGUCAAGGGCGCAGGAAGAUACACGUAAAAUGAUUCCAGUGAACCAGGCUAGGAGUAAAAUUGUGUAUGUGGAGGAGCAGCCCCAGCCGCAGCGGAUGGUGAAGGUGGUGUCGGCGGUGAACCCCUUCCAGUCGUACUCGUUCGCUCCCAGCGCGUACAGCCGGCCCGAGGACUACCGAGCGCACACUGUACAUAGCGUCAGGCGAUAGAUAUAUGUUCAAUAAACACUUUGUUAUAUAAUCUAUAUGGUUUUAUUCUGUAUUAUUUAGUUUGGAUAAAAUAAAUUACUUUAUUUUAAUGAACUAUCGUGUUUGUAAUUAUGUUGCUACUUAGAUAAAAAAUUCAUAGUAACAGCGGCCAGAUGUAAGCUUUGGGAUAGCGUUGCAAUCUUUUACGCUGCGGCAGUUUGUUUAUUUCCCUGCCAUAAACGUAACAGUAGCAUAUUCUUCUAAGAAUCUAUUAUAAUGAAAGAUUGCAAUUAUAGUAAGUCAAGUUUUAUAUUUAGUAAACAAUCGAUAUACUAUAUCCAGAUGAAUCUGUUUUAUAUGUAUGACAAUCUUUCCUUUUGUUGUCGUGGCUUGCACAGUUGGAUCACGGGUAGACAACUCUAGAAUUGUAUAAU
Spodoptera litura is the source of this 1707-nucleotide messenger RNA. Its product is annotated as tetraspanin-1. The record is from RefSeq and is a predicted model, not a curated record. Gene Ontology annotation, cellular component: plasma membrane. Lineage: Eukaryota; Metazoa; Arthropoda; Insecta; Lepidoptera; Noctuidae.